Molecule: messenger RNA, 1468 nt
Organism: Dendronephthya gigantea
Lineage: Eukaryota; Metazoa; Cnidaria; Anthozoa; Malacalcyonacea; Nephtheidae
Product: dehydrogenase FUM7-like
Exons: 2
Coding region: 328-1323 (331 amino acids)
Molecular function (GO): metal ion binding; alcohol dehydrogenase (NAD+) activity
Source: RefSeq, a predicted model, not a curated record
CUUCAUUUCAACGGGAACAAGACGCGUAAGAUGAGCGUUAACUCGGGCUACGUAUCCGUGCGUUUUGAAACCUGGUAAAAGACUUGAAGUUUGAACGAGCCAUGAUUUCUUCCUCCAAGUAUAAAUCGGGUUUUUGGCGGAGUUCUGCUUUACAGCGAGUGUAUUGGGGCAAAGCGGCCGAAUGUCUGGCUAAAGAAGUGAAAAAUAUGGCGGUGUCUAAAUGUUUUAUAAUCGCCAGUGAGACGCUGGCUACAAAGACGAAAGAGAUCAAAAAGUGCGAGGAAGCUCUGGGUGUCAAGUGUCAACCACGUUGGAACUUGGUAUGGUAUGCGCUUGCAUUCUCCUCGUGAAGACAUUUUGGCUGCUGCUUCAGCCGCUCGCUCUGCAAAAGCUGACCUGCUGAUUAGUAUCGGCGGUGGCUCGGUUACUGACGGAACUAAAGCUGUUAACUUGUGUCUUGAUCAAAAUAUCACCGAAGUCCAACAUUUCGACAAAUAUGUUGCUAAGAAGGAUUCGAAGAAUCCAAAAUGGACGUACAACAAAACGAUAUCUCAAAUCGCCAUUCCCACGACAUUGAGCGCAGGAGAAUUUACAAGUAUUGCUGGCGUGACAAGCCUUCAACUUGGCCAUAAACAAGGGUUUAGUCAUGUGGGUUUGCAACCCGUAUGUGUCAUCCUUGAUCCAGAGCUGACCCUCCAUACCCCUGAGUGGUUGUGGCUGUCGACGGGAGUGCGUUCCGUUGAUCAUUGUGCGGAAGCCAUUUGCUCGAUAAACGGCCAUCAUCUCUCAACGGCCGUAGCUUCUGGUGCUCUUCGCCUUUUGGCGCAAUCUCUGCCGAAAACCAAGGCAGAUCCUGGCGACAUUGAUGCAAGAUUGCAAUGCCAAAUCGGUUCCUGGCAAGCUAUACGCACUCUUAUGAUGGGGAUUCAUUAUGGUGCCAGUCAUGCCAUUGGGCACGUUCAAGGAGCCGUUGCAAACAUUCCUCAUGGCUACACCUCUUGUAUUAACUUGCCUUACGUCCUUGAGUACAACCAGCCUGAAAUACCAGAGAAAUGUGCUAUAGUCGCGGAAUGCCUUGGUGCUCCAGCAGGAACUUCAGCAGCAGAGGCAAUGGACGCUUUCAUUCGUCAUUGCGGAUUGCCGCGAACAUUGAGCGAUGUCAACUUCCCCAUGGACAAGUUUGACUUGGUUUGUGAGGGCGCCAUGAAAGAUCCGUGGACGGCCUGCAACCCACGCAAACUCGCGACGUCAGAGGAUGUGAAGAUUAUUAUGUCAAUGGCUCGAGAUGGUAAACCAAACGGAACUAUAAAAUGUAGGUUGUGAACAGCCGAAAUCCUGUCAACAGGUCCUUUGGCCUUAUUAUAUUUCAUAUAGAAAGUUUUGUUAAGUAAUACACUUUAAACUAUAUAGCUACAUAAACGAGCAAGAAGUUGUGCUAAAGAUUCGCCAAAUAAACCGCUUAGGAUGC